This is a messenger RNA of Malus domestica (apple), 1995 nucleotides long. Its product is annotated as cation/H(+) antiporter 4-like. Gene Ontology annotation, biological process: regulation of pH; proton transmembrane transport. Gene Ontology annotation, molecular function: antiporter activity. Gene Ontology annotation, cellular component: membrane; endomembrane system. NCBI's taxonomy places the organism in Eukaryota, Viridiplantae, Streptophyta, Magnoliopsida, Rosales, Rosaceae. The record is from RefSeq and is a predicted model, not a curated record.
AUGGACGUCGGAUUAGUAUAUAAAACCGGAAGAAAGGCCAUCUACACCGGUGUUUUAACCUUGAUAGUGCCUCUAAUUGCCGCCACUGCAACCCUUCUCAUCCUCACCUUCCAGUGGUCCUUACAAGCCGAGGAAAUUGUUCAGCUUCUUUUCAUAACAUCAAUGCACUCUCUGUCUCCGUCCCCCGUCAUCCAUUGCCUCCUCACCGAGCUCAGAAUCUUAAACUCUGAGCUCGGCCGGCUCGCAUUAUCAUCGGCACUUGUCAGUGACCUCUCCAGCAUUUCACUCACCGGUGUUUCAACCAUAAUGACAGUCAUGCAGCAAGAUCCGGAUAAGCCCCUUAUCGACUUGACGAUGAUGAUAGUCUUCACCUUGUUUGUUUACUACGUUUGUCGUCCAGUUAUGUUGUGGAUGGUGAGAAAGACACCGGAGGGCAAAUCCGUUAAGGACUCGUACAUAUCAAUAAUCCUGCUGGCUGUUUUUGGAUCUGGAUUGAUUUCCCAUGAAGCUCGUCUGUCCAUUGUAGUGGGCCCUUUAAUCUUGGGAUUGGCUGUGCCAGAUGGGCCCCCACUGGGAGCUACACUGGUCAGAAAGCUUGACUUUAUGGUCAAUAGGGUUUUUAUGCCGGUUUUUGUGACGACGUCCAUGAUGAGGGUGGUUGUACAUCAGGAGGUGCCUGAUGGUGACCAAACGGCAGUUCGUGCCACAGCAAUCAUCACUCUUGUGAUCUUCUUGAGCAAAUUUGUGGCCUCUUUGGUGACUCCUUUGUGUUGCAAUAUGCCUCUCAAGCAUGCUGUGGCACUAGCACUCGUAAUGACCAGCAAAGGCGUUGUCGAGAUAGCCGCAUACACCAUUGCUAGAGACACUUGGGUUAUUGUUCAUGGGGUCUUUAAUUACAUGAUGUUCACCGUCGUAUUUAGUGCAAUUGUCGUGCCACCUCUUGUGAAGCUCUUGUACGAUCCUAAGAUAAAAUACGCCGGCUACCAACAAAGAAACCUUAUGAAUGACAAACCCAAUUCCGACCUACGAAUCCUUGCGUGCAUCAACAGAGCCGAUAACACCCCCGCCAUCAUCAAUCUUCUCGACGCCGCGUGCCCUACUCGAGAAAGCUCCAUCACCCUCUACGUCCUUCACCUCAUCGAGCUAGUUGCCCGAAGCACGCCCAUCUUCUUCGCCCACGAUAUACACAAAAGGGACCUCUCCAACUACUCGUACUCCGACAAUGUCAUCCGCUCGUUUACUCAGUUUAUGAGAGACAACGAUGGAGCUGUCUCCGUUAAUGUGUUUACAGUGGUCUCUCCUCCCCAAUACAUGUAUGACGACAUAUGCACCCUCGCGCUGGACAAGGACACGUCGCUCAUAAUCCUUCCGUUUCAUCGGAAGUGGUCGACCACUGACGGGUCUAUUGAGUCGGAAAACCAAAACGUAAGGGAUCUCAAUCGUAGGGUACUUAAAAUCGCGCCAUGUUCGGUUGCCAUUCUUGUGAACCGUGGUCACAUAAGAUGCACCAACUCCUCAGCUGAAGGGUAUAGAGUUGCGGUGGUUUUUCUCGGAGGGAAGGACGAUAGAGAGGCGCUUACUCUCGCGAAACGGAUGGUGAAGGACGCGUGCAUCAGCCUGACGGUGAUUCAUCUGGUGGACGCAUCAGACCACGAGGAGAGUCACAACAAAUGGGAGUGGGUGCAGGACAAUGAGAUGUUGAAGGAAGUAAAGCAGAAGAGUAUAGGGUAUGUGAGUUACGUGGAAGAGAAUGUACAGGAUGGGACUCAAACGACAAGGAAAAUACGGUCGUUGAUGGACGACGAUGAAUACGACCUGCUCAUCGUCGGGAGAAGAUAUAAGGUGAAAAGCCCUCAGACGUUGGGUCUUGAGGACUGGAGUGAGUUCCCGGAGCUUGGGGUUAUCGGCGACAUGCUUUCCUCAGCGGACUUUCGCUGCAAAUCUAGUGUGUUGGUGGUUCAGCAACAGCAACAACGUAGUAAUGCCACUAUUUAG